CAAAGUGUCACUCUAAGAUCAGGUACCUGUCAAAAAACUUCUUUUUUUACUUAAAAUUUCCAUCGAAAAAUUUUCAGUGAAUACCAUGGCUCUGGAAAGCAAAGAAGAAGCUAUCAAUAGACAACUUCUAGAAAACCAGUCUUUUUUAUAUACAGAGAACCAACGUCUUCAGGAGAACGUGAUGAAAUUAUCGAAGCACCUGCAGGAGCUUAGAAAGAGCACAGUGGACCCCAAGGUGCUGGAGCACAUAAUCAAAGAGAAGAAUCAGCUGUUCUCUUUGAACGAGUGCCUGAAACAGAAAAUCAACACCAUCAAAGCUGUAGCGCCGGGUCUGAAGAAGGAGGAGCUGGAAAAGCAGGAGAAUCAGAAACAAGAAAUUCUGAAAUCCAUUGAGGAACUCGACACGAUUUUGGCUAAGAUCAAUGAGAGGCCAGAACCGUUUGAAAUUUCAUUGCCUCAGGAGAGUACUGUUAGUAAGCUGUGCCAUACUUUGACCACACGUUUGGAGGAAGAGCAAUAUCGUUCUGAUCAGGCCCUUGAGACCAUCCGACGGCUACGUGACGAUGACGAAAAGCUAAUUUUAAAAGAUAAAAUCAGUGACAUGAAGCAAUUGAUUAGUGAUCUAGAAGUUGAAAAUACUAAGCUGAAGUUUGAAGCUGAACAGCUCAAUGAGGACUUGCAAAGGUACAAGAAGAUGUGCGAUGAGCAAACAUCUGAGCUGACCAAUAUGAAAAAAGAAAAAUUCAAACUCGAAGACGAGAGGGACGAGCUGAAAGAUAAAAUAUCCGAGUUGGAGAAUGAAAAGUUGAAACUAAAAAAGGACAUGAUCGAGGAGCUGACCGAGGCCAAUAGGGCCAAAAGGGUGUGUGCCGACACGGAAAUAGCCCUUCAGCACAUCUCCGAAGCAUAUGAGAAUAAGCGGAAGGAAUCGGCGAGGUUGCAGAAGCAGCUUGAUGAAGCCAAUACGAUUAUAGGAGCGUUUCGGGAUCAGUUCGAUAAGAAUCCCAACGAUUUAAAAUUUCAUUGAUAAUAAUUUUAAUGUAACGUGUUUUGGUUAAAUAAACAAUAUUUUUGUCUUGCCCUUUAAA
Messenger RNA from Anthonomus grandis grandis, 1088 nucleotides. RefSeq lists its product as uncharacterized. The coding region runs from base 86 to 1027 and encodes 313 amino acids. Lineage: Eukaryota; Metazoa; Arthropoda; Insecta; Coleoptera; Curculionidae. The record is from RefSeq and is a predicted model, not a curated record. The transcript is spliced from 2 exons.